Messenger RNA from Talaromyces rugulosus, 5490 nucleotides. RefSeq lists its product as uncharacterized. Gene Ontology annotation, cellular component: plasma membrane. Bases 1 to 5490 code for a protein of 1829 amino acids. Lineage: Eukaryota; Fungi; Ascomycota; Eurotiomycetes; Eurotiales; Trichocomaceae. The transcript is spliced from 13 exons. The record is from RefSeq and is a predicted model, not a curated record. Gene Ontology annotation, molecular function: transmembrane transporter activity; metalloendopeptidase activity. Gene Ontology annotation, biological process: transmembrane transport; protein processing.
AUGGAUGAGCCGGCUCAUCAGAGGUGGUCGGUCAAACGCUUUGUCUGGGUCCAGUCUCGAUCUCGAGGACCUAUCAGCUUAACUGACGAGAAAUACGAACCAGGCGAUGAGAUGUCACGCUUUUCUAGAGAGCGACCAAGCCGCAAGCUGUUAAACAUUGCGAAAUGGCUUGCCUUUUCUGCCUGCGGCUUUUAUCUCGUCUCCAGCAGAUUAAUUUCUAACACUACACCAACCACAGAGCCCGUGCAUGUUUCCGCCCCCGUCCUAUGCUUGGAGCCUGAAUGUAUCCAUGCAGCAUCCGAGAUUCUAUAUAACCUUGAUCCCCACUACGAAGAUAUUGAUCCUUGUGAUGACUUUGAACAAUACGCCUGCGGCGGUUGGAGAGAUCGUCAUGACAUGCGACCGGAUCAGGGCUCCAUAUUUGCAGGGACUAUUAUGGCAGAGAAUGCACAGGUCCAGCUGCGUCAUAUUCUCGAAGCACCAGACACCUCUGAGGGAGAUAAACUGUCGCCAGCAGAUAAGAAAAGCUUUCAGAAGCUAAAAUCUGCUUAUGAUUCCUGUACCGAUACAGAGACGCUAAAGGGGCGAGGAUCGAAACCAUUGAAUGACCUGCUCGAUCAAAUCGAGAUAAUUUAUCCCGUGCACGGGAAACAUUCAAAAACAAACCUGUCGGAUGUGGUUGCAUUUCUAGCUCAGUCCGGUGUAUCGGCUCUCACCGAACUUUCGGUAUCACCUGAUGAUCGCGAUCCGGAUAGCGUGGUUGUCUUCGUUACACCGCCACGACAGAUUGGCCUUCCCGCUCGCGAGUACUAUAACAACACACAGACUGUGAAAGACUAUACCGGUGUUGUGUUGAGCGUACUUCACCAAUUCGAGUCCUCCAAAGGCGACGGUCUUUCUUCGUUGAGGCUUGCAAAAAAUGUAGUGCUCCUUGAGCAGAAAUUAGCAAACGCUACACCUGAUACACAGGCACAAGAAGACGUCACUCAGUAUUACAACCCAAAGAGCCCUGAAGAAGCCGAGGCCUUGGUUCCCGAAAUCUCCUUUAGCAAAAUUAUCUCGAAGUUGGGACCGAAAGGUUACCAGGCAAAGAAACUAAUUGUCGGCUCUCCAUCUUACUUGGAAGAGUUGUCGGCUAUUUUGAGCAAAACGCCUAGGGUGGUUGUCCAAGCCUUUUUCAAAUGGAAAGUAAUACAGACCUUCGCCGAUGAGAUCGAAGACGCUAAGAUUGCUCCGCUUCUGGAGUUUAACAAUCGCCUUGCCGGAAAGGACCCUCGAGCUACUGAGGAGAGAUGGCGAAAAUGUAUUCAAACUCUAGAUUUUGGCAUUGGCUGGACGCUAAGUCGAUUCUACGUUCUGGACUCCUUUUCUGAAGCAUCGAAGGAGCUUGGCGACCAGAUUGUAUCCGACAUCAAAGAACGGUUUGUCUACAUCCUGGACCAGACAAAGUGGAUGUCUCCGGAAGUUAGACAACUCGGCAAGCAAAAAGUUGCAAACAUCAUCCAGAAGAUCGGCUACCCAACAAAGAGCCCUAAUUUAAUGGACGACGACGACGUGAACAACUAUUAUGCAGACCUCCACAUUGCGAAUGAUACUUUCUUCGAGAAUGUGGUUAGUAUGACCAGGUUUGAGGUCAAACGUCAAUGGGCGAAAUUAGGAAAGCCCACGGAUCGUGAUGAAUGGGGCAUGUCCGCGCCGACAGUCAAUGCAUACUAUAACCCCCCGGGCAAUGAAAUUGUUUUCCCUGCUGGUAUAAUGCAGCCUCCUACCUUUUACGGACCGAAUGCCCCUCUUUAUUUAGCCUAUGGAGCCUUUGGCGCGGUCAGUGGUCAUGAGCUCUCGCAUGCCUUUGAUUCUGGCGGUAGACACUACGACCAGAUCGGUAAUUACACCGACUGGUGGAACAACAAAACAGUAGAAGCAUUCGAGGACCGUGCGCAAUGUUUCAUUGACCAAUACUCUAACUAUACAGUCCCUGGCCCUGAUCCAGACUCGGAGCCACUUCACGUUAAUGGCAGGCUGACACUAGGCGAGAACAUUGCCGAUGCUGGCGGGUUGUCGGCCUCAUAUUUUGCCUGGAAGAAACAUGACGACUCUCGUCCUGAUAAAUCGCUGCCUGGAUUGACUCAUUUCACCAAGGAUCAGUUGUUUUUCGUUUCCUAUUCGAACUGGUGGUGCAGUAAGACCACCAAGGCACAGGCAGUCCGUGCUAUCUAUACCGAUCCGCAUGCACCAAAGCCAGCCCGUGUCUUGGAGACAUUGGCAAACUCGAGAGAGUUUAAAGAAGCCUUCAAAUGCCCGACAAAGGAGCCUUUGCAAGGAGGAUGGGGUGUAUCGGUUCGGAUGUACCUCUAUGUCCGACUAAAUCCGCUCUUGGCGGACGUCAUCAGCAAAAUACUCCAAGCGUUCUCAGAACUUGCGCGAUUCAACAUUCAACAUUCAGCAUCCACAACCAUGACACUUCAAUUCAUUGACAGCGGAGGGCCCGAUGGCAUCCGUAAAUUGGAAGGGCACCAGCGGAAGCUGAUUAGAAGCUAUGUCAUGAAAGGCAGAAACCUCAACAAGACAAUCCGCCGUGGAAAAUGUAACCAGCAAGAAUGUGCGCUUCAGAACACUGCACAGCCUACACCUACCUUUAAUGAGAAACAGUCUCAAUAUCGGAUCACUUCGAUUCCAAGGCGAGUUGGCGAUGAAUUUUCGGGGUUUCAAUUUGCUUUCGAAUUGGAACCAUACAUGAAACGGGCCAUGUACAACUUUUUGACGAGCCUCUCUGAACACAUAUAUCCCAUGCAGGUGUGCCUUCCGCGUGAUCCAACUGACGAUGUUUGGUUCUUUUACACGCUAGUGGAACCUGCUUAUUUACAUUGUUUACUAGCACUUUCAAUUAGUAUGAUAGAGUGUUUAUCACUGAAUCCACAAAAUGCUCAGCCGGAUGCAUUGUUUCACCUUGGUGAAGCGCUACGGCUGAUUAGCGAGACACUGAAGUGCUUCCAGCAGGAAAGGUUGCCUGACCCUCUCUUUGCAGUCAUAACAUCCCUUGCAAUAGCCGAUAGCUGUGAGGGGAAUACCAGUCGAGCACGGAUUCACCUAGAUGGGCUGCAGUGCAUGCUGGAGCAUGUGGGUGGCUUUUCGUAUCUGAACCAUAACCCGUCUCUACAGCUGAAGAUGCUUAGACUCGACGUUGAAUUCAGCGUACGGACAAAAAGUCGACCGCGGUUUUAUUAUGAUGCCAUUGACUCUCCAUUGGCAACAAUUUCAUUCAACAGGCAGCCGUCACCAUACCCAGACCUUGAGUCUACUUUUAAUUGCCUUACCGAGUUCACUGCAAAUUUUAGAAACCAGCAGUCAAACCCUGUGUACCUGCAUCCCAACACUUUCCACGCUACAAUCAGUUCGCUCAACUAUCGUUUGCUAAGUGUUACUCCCUCACGAGGUCUUCAAGAGGCUCUUCGGCUAGCUUCAUUGGCCUUUAUGACAUCCUGGUUUGGCUACGGGUUUCGCAUGCGCUACGAACUGCUCGGAUCCCAAUUACUAAACUCGCUUCUCGGUCUUGGUGACUUGGGGGCUGAGAAGUUUCCACUUAUUCUAUGGAUGGUAUUCGUUGGUGCAAUUGCAAUUUUCUCCGAUAGAGAAUUUGAUGAUAUAUCGCCAAUACUUGUCCGGACACUUGGAGCCCUGAAUUUCAGGGAAUGGAGUGAUGUGCAGGGAGUCCUCACCAAAUUUCCCUAUUUAAACCCCUUCAAGGUCACCUACCACCCGACUAGGAUUUUCUUUUGUUGCACUGCGGUUUUGAUUUCUCACUGGGCAGCUACGAUGACUACCGCAUCCCUUACUCCAGAGCUCGAUGGCCAGCUCGAAAAAGGAAUGGACAUUGAGAACAAUAAUUUGGAAAGUACUUCACCGUCGUCUGAUUCGAUCCAGAAGGAGCAGCAUGGGUCCCCUACUGAACCAGAACCUGUCGCGCCGCGGACAGUCACCGGCAUUCGGUGGUUCCUCAUUUGCGUGGCUAUUUUCUCAGCCAAUAUUCUCUAUGGCCUUGACACUACCAUUGCAGCAGAUAUCCAAGCGGCAGUUUCAGAAACAUUUGGCGAUGUCGCUCUUCUCGGAUGGUUGGGGGUCGGAUUUACCCUCGGUUCGACCGUGGCCAUAUUGCCCUUAGGCAAGAUAUUUGGAAACUUCGACGUAAAAUGGGUAUUCUUGGGGUGCUUGACCAUGUUUGCUGCUGGAAGUGCCUUGUGCGGUGGCGCUCCAUCGAUGAAUGCUAUUAUUGUGGGAAGGGUUUGGGCUGGUGUUGGAGGAGCCGGGAUGUACUUGGGGACACUGAAUCUCGUGACAAUCUUAACUACGCCAAAUGAACAGCCAGUGUAUGUGGGAAUGAUUGGGUUCGUUUAUGGUGGCGGAUGCAUCCUAGGACCCAUUGUGGGAGGAUCCUUUGCGGAUAGCUCAGCGACAUGGAGAUGGGCAUUCUAUUUAAACCUUGUCAUCUUCGGCAUCAUGUCCCCCAUCUAUCUAUUCAUCCUCCCUUCUGUGCCUCGCCGCACAGACACGCCAUUCUCAGUUAAGCUGCGUUCUCUCGACUGGCUGGGUAUUGUUUUAACAGCAGGUGUCUGCGUUACGUUUACGGUGGCCUUCACGUUUGGAGGCUCAAUCUGGGCAUGGGGUGAUGGCCGCAUCAUCGCACUCAUUGUGGUAUUUGGAAUCCUUACCAUCGUAUUCUGUGUGACGCAACGAUAUUGUGUUUUCACAAACACCGUCGACCGCCUCUUUCCGUGCGAGUUCCUGUUGAAGCCUCAGCUAGUCUUACUUUAUGUUUGCAUGGCCUGCGGAGGCGCUGCUCUCUUUGUCUCGGUUUACUACAUCCCGCUAUACUUCUUGUUCGUUCACGGAGACAAUGGCGUCUUUGCGGCUGUCCGCCUACUUCCAUUCGUUUGCUUUUACGUGGCGACCACGCUCGCCUGUGGCGCAAUCAUGAAGCGAACCGGCUACCACAAUGUCUGGUAUCUGCUCAGUGGCAUUUUCAUGACGUGCGGGGCGGCGACAAUGUACACAGUUAAAUACAGCACACCGGUUUCCCACAUCUAUGGCUUUACAGUCCUGCUGGGGCUGGGAAUGACGACUACACAGGCCGGGUAUGCUGUUGGGCCGUUGCUGGUGAAGCCGGACCGGGUGGCGGAAGUGCUGCAGUACAUGAAUAUCUCGCAAGGGUCUAGCCAACUAAUUGGAUUGGCGAUUGCAAGCUCCAUUUUCCAAAGUCUGGGAUUUAUGCGCCUUAAGGACGUGUUAGCUGACACCGAUUACUCAGACAGCCAGAUCCAAGCGGCUCUUGCGGGAGCGCGGAGUCAAUUACUCCAGACUGUAUCCCCGGAGUUAAGACAGCAGUGUGUGGAUGCAAUUGUCAGGACGAUUGAGAAUAUUUGGAUUAUGGUCAUUGCUGCGGGGGCAAUGUGGACAAUUUGUUCAUUGUUCUUAACGCGUAAGAGGUUUUUAUAG